AUGUUUCGCCGCUCACCCUCUAUCUGCCCGUUCUGCGAGGCCAGCGCCAUCUCCAAGGCUCUGCGAUCACAACCGCAACAAUGUCGAGGGGCGGCGACGCUGCAGAAGCGCAGACCAUCCCGCAUGACUCUAUCACCCAAUGCCAAUGUUGCCAAAGGGCCGCCACGCAGUACGACGAGCGAGAAGACAGUGCGGCAUACUCGCAACAGUCCCUUCGGUGGGAUGAACAUGACGGAACCCCCUCGAAGAUCAGCUGAUCCCAGGAAUCGCAUCUCCACCGCCGAGCAGAAGCGCGGGAGCAGGUUCACCAAAGCUUCGUCGUCGUCGUCGGAGAAGGACAAGGAGAGGAAGGAUCCCAUGCGAGCGUUGAAGAUGCAGCGAGCGUUGGCGAAUGUGUCGUAUGAGAAGCGGGGACGAGUCAAGCAGGAACUGGCGGAAAUGGACAGCUUUGAGCAAUUCGAUCUAUUGCCCACCAUCAAGGAGUCCGUCGUGUCGCAGGCGCUGGGAGGCUUGAUCGAUCUCUCGCCCACGCCCAUACAGCGGCUCGCCAUACCCGCACUACUCGGCACAGAAGAUGGGAGGCGACGGAAGAGGAAGCAGGCGGAUGUGUCAGCAUCGAAGGAGAUGCAGCAAUUCCUCCUAGCCGCCGAGACUGGAUCCGGCAAGACACUGGCCUACGUCCUCCCCAUCAUCGACGCCUUCAAGCGGGCUGAGAAGGCAGAACAAGAAGCAGAACGAAUACUAGCAGCCCAACAACAGCACAACGACGCACUAAAAAAGCAUUCGCAAAUGUUCGAGCUCGAGGGCCCAUCAAAAGACGACCCACACCCCUCAACCGGCCGACCACGCGCCAUAAUCCUCCUCCCCACCUCCGAACUCGUCUCCCAAGUCGGCGCCCUCAUCAAAAACCUCUCCCACACCAUCAAAUUCAAAUCCGCCAUGAUAAGCGCCAACUACACCAGCACCGUAAUCCGCAACCGCCUCUUCUCCCCCGGCGGAAUCGACAUAAUAAUCUCCACCCCACACCUCCUAAACAGCAUCACGACCUCGGACCCUAACCUCCUCUCCCGCGUUACCCACCUCGUGAUCGACGAAGCGGAUAGUCUACUCGACCGCUCCUUCUCGCCCCUCACGUCCGCGAUCGUCGACCGCGCAACGCCUAGCUUGCAGCAGCUAAUAUUAUGUUCCGCCACCAUCCCCCGCAGUCUCGACACCUACCUCACCAAACGCUUCCCCGCGAUACACCGUCUCACAACCCCAAAUCUCCAUGCCAUUCCCCGACGCGUCCAGCUCUCCGUCGUGGAUAUCGAUAAAGUUCCCUGCCAAGGAAAUAGGGAUUUAGCAUGCGCUCAAACGAUCUGGGAUAUUGGCAAGGAAAAUCCGCUCGAACAAGACGAAGACCACGACAGCAGCAGUAGUAGUAGUGGAGGAGGCGAGAAGAAAAUCCUCGUCUUCGUCAACGAGCGGGAGAAAGCGGGGGAGUUGGCCACAUAUCUCUCCUCGAAAGGGAUUGAUGCCACGGCUCUAUCGAGGGAUAGCGACGAGCGGAGACAAGCCGAGAUCCUCGCCGCGUUCACGGGGGCAGUACUCCCCGCUACCUCGCAAAGACAGCAACAACAACGAGACCCCAGCCCGCAAACCCCACCCAAUCCCUCCCCCACCAUCAGCCCCACCAUCCGCCGCGAGCUCAAAGCAACAAAAGCCCUCAUAACAACCGACCUCCACUCCCGCGGCAUCGACACUUUACUAGUGAAACACGUGAUUUUAUAUGACGUCCCACACACUAGUAUAGAUUUCAUCCAUCGAUUGGGACGGGUGGGGAGGAUGGGAAGGAGGGGACGGGGGGUUGUGUUGGUGGGGGGGAAGGAUAGGAGGGAUGUUGUGGCUGAGGUUAGGGGGGGCAUGUUUAGGGGGCAGGCGUUGAUUUGA
This is a messenger RNA of Recurvomyces mirabilis, 1929 nucleotides long. It is a transcript of the gene MRH4, whose product is annotated as RNA helicase. The record is from RefSeq and is a predicted model, not a curated record. Gene Ontology annotation, biological process: mitochondrial large ribosomal subunit assembly. NCBI's taxonomy places the organism in Eukaryota, Fungi, Ascomycota, Dothideomycetes, Mycosphaerellales, Teratosphaeriaceae. Gene Ontology annotation, cellular component: mitochondrion. Bases 1 to 1929 code for a protein of 642 amino acids. Gene Ontology annotation, molecular function: ATP binding; nucleic acid binding. The transcript has a single exon.